GUCAAGAAGCACUGACCAUGACAAAAUAGAACAUUGAAAGUGGUGUCCAUAUUACAAUAUUUGCUUGUGCUGAUAGUCCCGCAUCGUCAUCGACGGCUAGCCUAUAAAUGUCAUGGCAUCACCUUGGCAUGAAACAGAACAAAUAUCUACUUCCUCCCAAGUUCCGACCAAGCUCACAGAAACCUUUUUUCUUUGCUUGCAGCCAUGCAAAACACAAAACCUCAUGCAGCCUUAUUAUCCAGCCCUGGCAUGGGACACCUUAUCCCUGUCCUUGAACUAGGCAAACGCCUGGUCACUAACCAUGGCUUCACUGUCACAAUUUUUUUUGUCACAACAGAAAACUUCUCGAAAUCCCAACUUCUCAAGCAAACACCUUGUCCUGACCUGCUUAACAUUGUCUUGCUACCACCAGUGGACGUUUCUAGCCUAAUCAGCCCAACUACUGGCAUCCUAGCACAACUAGCAAUUAUGAUGCGGGAGGCUUUGCCACAACUACGGUCUGCAAUACUAGCCAUGGAGUUUCGUCCAACGGUUCUUAUUGUUGAUUUUUUUGGAACCGAAGCUAUGGUCAUUGCUGAUGAGUUUAACAUGUUGAAGUACGCGUUCAUGACUUCCACUGCAUGGUUUCUUGCACUUACAUUACAUAUGCCAACUAUUGACAAGGCAAUUGAAGAUAACCAUGUUAAGAACCAACAAGCUCUAUUGAUUCCCGGCUGCAAAUCACUUGAGUUCAGGGAUACGUUUGAGCCAGUUUUAGACCGAAAUGAUCAGAUGUACAUAGAGUACAAACGCAUGGGGGUUGAGAUGCAGAAGUUUGAUGGUAUUUUGGUGAAUACAUGGCAGGAUUUGGAGGGCACAACACUUGGUGCACUUGAAGAUGAAAAGAGGUUGGGGAGGGUGGCUCAGGUUCCGAUCUACCCCGUUGGGCCACUGAUUAGAGAAAUUACACCAGGUCCGAAGAGUGAGGUCAUAGAGUGGCUGGACAUGCAGCCUAUUGAGUCUGUGAUUUAUGUCUCGUUUGGGAGCGGGGGAGCCCUAUCAGCCAAGCAAACAACCGAGCUAGCUUGUGGGCUAGAGUCAAGCGGCCAGAGGUUUAUCUGGGUGGUUCGUCCACCCAUAGAAGGCGAUUCAGCAGCAACCGUAUUUAAGACAAACCACGGAACUGACGACACCCCAGAUUUCUUGCCUGAUGGAUUCUUGACCCGAACCCGUAAGAUGGGACUAGUUGUCCCACUGUGGGCACCUCAAACCGAAAUCUUGAGCCAUCCAUCAGUGGGGGGAUUCGUAUCACACUGCGGGUGGAAUUCAGCCCUGGAAAGUAUAGUUAAUGGAGUUCCCAUGAUUACAUGGCCACUCUAUGCAGAGCAGGGGAUGAAUGCUGCAAUGCUUACCGAGGAUAUAGGAGUGGCCAUUCGUUCGAAGUCAUUGCCAACAAAGGAAGUGGUGGGUCGAGAAGAGAUAGAGGCAAUGGUUCGAACGAUCAUGGACAAAGGUGAUGCAAGAAGGGCAAGGGCCAAGACUUUAAAAUCAAGUGCUGAAAAAGCUCUGAGCAAGGGUGGCUCCUCUUGCAAUUCACUUGCUCAUGUGGCAAAUGACUGUGAGACGGCCUUCAAAUACCUUAAAGCAAAGGCUCAAGGUGCAUAGAGGCCACGAGCAACAUCCUCGAAAAAAUACGCCUCCAGGUUUCAAUGGCUUUGUUCAGCCAUGCCAUCUCAGAUUCAUCCAAAAUAUUCCUCCAUCUCGAAUCAUAGUGUUCCAAGCAGUCCUCUCAUCAAGCUUUAAUAGGCUCAAAGUUGAUCAGCAUUAUCUUUCUGACAUCAGAACCGGCCGGAAAAGCUGAAAGGCCGGAAGAGACUAACAUAGAGUAUACCAUUAUAUUGUUCAACAAAUCCACUAGACUCCAAUGAAGACGGGAAAGUAACAUAAAUGCAAAAGUAGAAACUUCAACAACACGACAGGAUAUCCAAUCCCCUUGUGCCGAAUGAAGAGAGUGCAUGUAACGCUGCUUGACGACUUGAUACUAGAUGCUAGAAACAAUUAAGAGACUAUU
Populus euphratica (Euphrates poplar) is the source of this 2050-nucleotide messenger RNA. RefSeq names its product anthocyanidin 3-O-glucosyltransferase 5-like. The record is from RefSeq and is a predicted model, not a curated record. The coding region runs from base 205 to 1644 and encodes 479 amino acids. Lineage: Eukaryota; Viridiplantae; Streptophyta; Magnoliopsida; Malpighiales; Salicaceae. The transcript has 2 exons. Gene Ontology annotation, molecular function: coniferyl-alcohol glucosyltransferase activity.